This is a messenger RNA of Coniophora puteana RWD-64-598 SS2, 1351 nucleotides long. RefSeq lists its product as uncharacterized. Lineage: Eukaryota; Fungi; Basidiomycota; Agaricomycetes; Boletales; Coniophoraceae. The transcript is spliced from 2 exons. Bases 1 to 1335 code for a protein of 444 amino acids. The record is from RefSeq and is a predicted model, not a curated record.
AUGCUAGUCGUCCCAGCUCCUUCCCUUCGCUCUCCCUCCAUCGCAACCCUUCCACCGGAGACCAUGCUCAGCAUCUUUGACUAUCUUUACAUGGCUGAAAAGGUGCCUUUGAGGUACAGUGGUGAACGAUACACCUCUCUUGCACUCUUCCCACUCCGUAUGAUCACUGUCUGCCGUCGCUGGCGCGACAUCUUGGCCCUGAAGACAAUGUACUGGGAAUCGGUCGUCGUUCCACUGUGCAUACUAGGUCUCCCAUCUUUGACAAAAGUCCUUAUUGGAGCAUUCACGCGCUUGGAGACUAUAGAGCUGUACCUUGUCUCCGACAACAGGGACAUCAUCGAGGCUUCGGCUGAGAACGCUCAUCUUGAAACCAUGAUGCGGCUUCUCGCACCAUUCCUCCAUAAAUGCAAGACCAUCUCCAUCGAUAUGUGUUAUCGUUCCAGCACUGUUAUAGCCUCUCGUUUUCUUAACGCUCUCGUUGCCCGUAGCCUCGUCUACUUCUCUCUGGUCUCCCAUGUCACGGACUCCAUUGAGGAGACACCCUUCGCGUCUUUUAUCUCCCCAAAUCUCGAAACACUUCGCUUGGAUGCCCAGACUUUCAUCGGUUUCGCAGAGGCUGAAGGGGAGCCAGGUGUCGAGGUUGAGUACGGGAGAACCCUCUCCAUUACCUCAUAUCAUCCCGAAAACGAAUCAUCCACAUUAACCUACUCCGAGCUGAUAUGCGCUAUUGCGCGCUUCACGGAGACCUACGGAGGUCUGCUUAACCUAGCAGUCGAAGACGUGGUUUUCGACGGGCUCGACUUUGGCGAGCCUGAAUGGAUCACGACAGUCAGCGAUGUACGCUUUGUCGACAUGGACACCAGUUUCCUCUGCGCGUUUUUCGGAUACUUUGACCCGCCUAUGAAUCCGAACGGCGGGGCACAUCUGUCGCUCACGCGUUGCCAGCUUGAUAUCCCUAUUUCCGUCCAAUUCAUAGCCGAGCUGGACUUGACAGGCAUCAACGACGGCGUCACCAUCAUGUAUGCGCUCAAGGAAUGGGAUGGUCUCACCGUCAAUAUCUCUGACUGCCCCGGGUUCACCGAUGAUAUCCUACAUGUAAUGGCCAGCGAUUAUCUUUGCGACGAGGUCUACACCUUCAAAUUUUGCAACUGCCCGAUAUCGGUCGCCGCAAUGCGCGGGUUUAUAGCAUCCAGGAGUGCGAGUGAAAACUUCGAGGAGCUCUACGUCCAUGGUGCACCUAGUCUGAGCGAUGAAGACAAGGAGUGGUUUACAGAGAAGGUUCCGGUCAGGCUGACGUGGAACGGCGAAGCACUCAAGUUGACGGACUGGAGUUGAUAUCAGGGCAUACGUC